UGGCUCUGGGUGAAGAAUGGAGCACAGAAUUUCAUUGGGUAUGCGAUCCAAGCCUCGAGUUAAAUACUAUCAUUGUGAUAUUUGAAGCAAUCUGAGUGAUCCGAGAAUUUACUACUAAUGUAACAUCUCCCUGUCAAUAGACUUCUUGCAUACUGCAAAUGGAUCAACACAGGCCUCCCUCUCCGCUUGAAAGAACGACGACAAGUGGCUCGCGACCUCUACCAGGCCAUGUAUAGAUCCUUUGCAGUGUACGUUCACAUCCUCCGUUCUUGAUGGUUUCGACCUUUGCCCUUUCUUAUGUUGACUUGUCCGCUAGUGGAGAUGUGGCUACCAUCCGCAAGAUCUGCUGCACAGGGCUUGCCAACAGCCUGACCUCUCGGAUCUCGCACCGCCCGAAGGACCAGAAGGUGACUUGGUCCCUGGAAAAAUUCCUCCGCACCCCCGGCACGCUGUUUACCGGAGUCCGUGUUGUCUCGGAUCGUGCUACCCAAAUCCCCGAGUUACCAGACUCCGGUGUCCGCCAGGUGGUCCUGCGUAUCACGAGCCGCCAGUCAACCGGCAAGACCACGGUCACUUCGAAGAACGAGGAGGCCAGCACCAACGAGCCUGCAAAACAACAGGACUGCACAGAGUAUAUCGUCCUCCAGAAAUUCCGAUGGACUGGUGAGGAAGACGACUGGCGCAUCUGGGGCCAUGCGACUCCGACCACCGUUGAGGAUCUCGAUAGUCCCUUUUUCGCUUCCGGGGUCUCGUUGGCCGAUCGUCUCGAAGCCAUGAAGAGUAGUAUGGGCGGUGGAAAACGCUGAGUUACAGGAUGCAAGAAAGCA
Messenger RNA from Penicilliopsis zonata CBS 506.65, 827 nucleotides. RefSeq lists its product as hypothetical. NCBI's taxonomy places the organism in Eukaryota, Fungi, Ascomycota, Eurotiomycetes, Eurotiales, Aspergillaceae. Gene Ontology annotation, biological process: protein insertion into mitochondrial inner membrane from matrix. Gene Ontology annotation, cellular component: mitochondrion; mitochondrial inner membrane. Bases 273 to 806 code for a protein of 177 amino acids. The transcript has a single exon. The record is from RefSeq and is a predicted model, not a curated record.